AUGGAGUUCGUCUUGUGUGGGUUAUCGACACUCGUGGGGUUGUGGAUUGUGCAGGAAACACAUGCCCCCACAGCCAUGAGGAUCGCUGAAUUCGACAGCUUACGCCCUCACCAAGAGAGACAAAGAUGGAAGACAAUACGCGCGGCAAUAGCUCGAUCAGUCGUUCUCCAAACCACCUCACCCGUCGUGAUCAUCGCCGCGCUGUAUACGUCAACGGCGUUUGUCUUCAUGUACUUCAUCAUCACGACCCUGCCCAUCCUCUUCGGCACCCAGUACGGCUUCAACGAAGCCCAAAUCGGCCUCACCUAUAUCGGCCAGGGAACCGGAUUCGCGAUUGCGCGCUUCGCCGGCCCGGCCUUGGACUGGUACGUGAAUCGCCAGCGAGCCAUCCACGGCCACAGUAGGCCCAGAGACCGCCUGCCCGCAAUCCUGCCUGGCAAGAUGCUGAUUAUGAUCGGCCUGAUGUGGUACGGGUGGUCGGCUCAAGCCCAGCUUCAUUGGGUGAUGCCGAUUAUUGGAUCCGGUUUGAUUGCGGCGGGCAUCGCAGUCGUCUUUACGGCCGUGCAGACGUAUCUGAUUGAUGCGUUCACGGACUAUGCUGCCAGCGUGAUUGCGGCCAAUGUCACAGUCCGGUCUGUCUUUGGGGUCGUAAUGCCUCUGUUCGCGCCGCCGUUGUACGCUCGGUUUGGAUACGGCUGGGGUAAUAGCAUCCUUGCAUUUAUUGCGCUGGGAUUGACCCCAAUUACUCUGGUCCUAUAUGAGUAUGAGAGGUUGUGGCAGAUUUUCAAUCCCACGAGACAACAUAGCUGGACGCAUCCUAAGGAGGUCGUUGACCACUAA
Aspergillus mulundensis is the source of this 840-nucleotide messenger RNA. RefSeq lists its product as uncharacterized. Gene Ontology annotation, molecular function: transmembrane transporter activity. The transcript is spliced from 2 exons. The record is from RefSeq and is a predicted model, not a curated record. Bases 1 to 840 code for a protein of 279 amino acids. NCBI's taxonomy places the organism in Eukaryota, Fungi, Ascomycota, Eurotiomycetes, Eurotiales, Aspergillaceae. Gene Ontology annotation, biological process: transmembrane transport.